This is a messenger RNA of Neltuma alba, 2222 nucleotides long. Its product is annotated as probable glucan 1,3-beta-glucosidase A. Gene Ontology annotation, biological process: polysaccharide catabolic process; establishment or maintenance of cell polarity; actin filament bundle assembly. The transcript is spliced from 8 exons. The record is from RefSeq and is a predicted model, not a curated record. Gene Ontology annotation, cellular component: actin cytoskeleton; cytoplasm. The coding region runs from base 416 to 1912 and encodes 498 amino acids. NCBI's taxonomy places the organism in Eukaryota, Viridiplantae, Streptophyta, Magnoliopsida, Fabales, Fabaceae. Gene Ontology annotation, molecular function: hydrolase activity, hydrolyzing O-glycosyl compounds; actin filament binding.
CACAAUUCAUAUUCCCAAACUCAUGAACUAAAUUGUCGAUCUACCGUUACUUAAUAAAAUCGCUGGUUAACCGCCGCUGCAUUCUAAUUUAAGAUGUAGUAGGGUCCAAUGAGAUGAGCAUUUUGGAUAAAAUAAAAAGUGGAGAUGGUCGUCCCAAAAAGCUAAACGGACAGUAUCAGAAAAAGUCACUCUGGUGUAGGAAAUGGAAAUUGGUUUUUAUUGCGAUGGAUCAUUCGUUGGUUGGUCCUGUCUGUGGAAGGACGACGAUCAACGUCACAGAGAAGCAGCACCUACCAAGGAGCACAAAUUCACAUAAAAAGCUGUCGCACCACAACUAUAUUUAUAGCACUGCUCACUUCACUCUCUGCCACUGAAUGAGCAUAGUAUCUCCUAUCCCAGGCUUUUGUGAAAAAAAAUGGGAUACAAAUUAUUGUGCCUCAUCCUUGUAUUAUUAUUGGCCCUCCACCCUUCUUCCUCUCAACACUCCUCUCUGCCUCUCAGGGCCGUCAAUCUCGGAAACUGGCUCGUCAUUGAAGGCUGGAUGAAGCCCUCUCUCUUUGAUGGAAUUAUCAACAAGGAUCUUCUGGAUGGAACUCAAGUGCGAUUGAUGUCAACAAAGUUGCAGAAGUACCUCUGUGCAGAAAAUGGUGGAGGAACUGCCCUUGUUGCCAACCGCACGAGUGCUUCGGGUUGGGAAACUUUCCGGCUGUGGAGGGUGAAUGAAUCAUAUUUCAAUUUCAGAGUGUCCAAUAAUCAGUUCGUGGGAUUGGAGAACCAUGAUGCAGGGGGCAGUUUAGUGGCCAAUUCAGAUUCGCCUACCGACUUGGAAACGUUUCAGACUAUAAGAAGCGAAGAUGACCCCACCUUAAUUCGUAUCCGUGCGCCAAACGGUCUGUUUUUACAGGCUAUUUCAGAGGACGUGGUAAGUGCAGAUUAUGAAGGGUCAGGUUGGGAAGACGAUAACCCGUCUGUAUUCAAAAUGACCACCCUUAAGGACAAGAUUAUAAAAGGCGAGUACCAAAUUACAAAUGGUUAUGGCCCAGACAGAGCCCCCAAAAUCAUGCGGGAUCACUGGAACACGUAUAUAACUGAGGAAGAUUUCAAGUACAUAUCAGAAAAUGGUUUAAAUGCUGUGAGGAUUCCAGUUGGAUGGUGGAUAGCGUUUGACCCAACACCCCCAAAACCAUUCGUGGGAGGGUCUCUGGAAGCAUUGGACAAUGCCUUCACAUGGGCACAGAAGUAUGGCUUGAAAGUAAUAGUGGACCUGCACGCUGCUCCGGGUUCACAAAACGGCAAACCCCACAGUGCCACCAGAGAUGGAUCUCGCGACUGGGGAGAUUCUUAUAUACCACAAACUGUAUCAGUCAUAGACUUCCUAGCUGCAAGAUAUGGAGACAGCUCGAGUCUGGCAGCAAUAGCAUUAAUGAAUGAACCGCUAGGAGUUAAUUUGGAGAGCCUGAAGAGUUAUUACCAAUCAGGGUACGAUGCUGUGCGGAAACACAGUGCCAGCGCUUAUGUGAUCAUGUCUAGUCCAUUGGAUAAAGGCUCCAGAGAGCUCUUAUCUUUCAUCGGAGGUUUUGAGGGAUCAGCUAUUGAUGUUCAUUAUUACAAUCUGUUUUCCAAUUCCUUCUCCAAGAUGAACGCGCAGCAGAACAUAGAUUACAUUACUAAACAGAGAGCUUCUGAUAUCAGUUCUCUGACUUCUGCUAAUGGACCCCUCCUUUUUGUUGGGGAGUGGAGUGGUGACUGGCUGGCGCACGGUGCAUCCAAGCGAGAUCAUCAAAGAUUUCUGGAGGUGCAGGUGGAGGUGUACUCGCGGGCCACUUUUGGAUGGGCUUAUUGGGCCUACAAAUGUGAUGCCGACUACUGGAGCCUCAAGUGGAUGAUCCAGAACAACUUCAUCAAGCUCUAGCUAUCCACAACUUUCAUCUAUGCAUUAGGGCUAGUUGGGUUUGGGCCGGUGUCUGACCAAAAAGGAAAAACCUUUCAUGCAUCCAUUCUCCAAGCCCACAAAAGCCUUCUGGAAAGAAUAUAGAUGAAUUUCCUUCCUACAUAUAAUUAUGAUGAUGGGCUUGAUCGGUCCAACCAUUAAGGUGGAUUAUCUAGGACCAUUCCAUAAAGCUUCUUGCUUUCCUAUCUUUCUUUCACAAAGUUAUGUAAUAAAGUCACUGCCAACUGUAGAAAUUGAAGUCAGUACAUGAUUAUAUAUUACAAAAACAGUC